GAAAAGUUCAACAUGGCGGCGCAUUAGCUAACUUUACAAGUUUUACUGUGUUUACUAAGGACUUCUUCCUUGUACUGCGUUACUGAUUUACAAUGGCACAACAGUAUAAACUUAGCAACGACGAACAAUUAUGGGUUAUGGUACAGGUACGUGAAGGACUGAUGACUGUUGAUGACGCUCUGCAGUAUGUGUACAAGCAACACUGCGACGAAAUAAUCGACGAAACGAGCAACGAAAACGAAAAUAUGAGCAAUGCAAACCAGCGAGGCGAAAGCGAUUCGAAUCAGAAUCAAACUGUAAACAAGAAUUUCUUCUUACAAAAAUUUGGACGACGGAGUUCAAAACAAUCAUCCGCCAGUGGGAUAUUUGGCAACACUUUUUCCAAGAAAGACAAACAUAAAACACCGGUUUUCUACAAUGAUGCUGAGAAAAAAAGUGAAGAGAGUGCGGAGGGGGUUAUUAAAUUGAUGUUAGCUGAAGGUGUGAUAGGAGAGGAUGACGUCAAAAAGGCAAAACUUGCGAUUGGAAAUUCUGAUGAAUACAAGGAAGGGGAUCUCGAAAGACUCAUCAUUGCAAACUUAGUCAAGCACGGCCGGAUGUGUAUUGAUGAUGCCAUGAGAUAUGCAUCAAAUAUUAUAAUUGCUGAGUCCGCUAAACGAGAGGCAGAAGCCAUCAUGGAAGCUGAACAUGCUUUGAAAGACAAAAAACUAUAUAAUUUUGGAGUUUAUAAAUAUUAUAAAAAUAAAAGUAGCCAAAGAAGAAUUCUACAGAUUGAUUUUCAGAGUUCCUUGAUCUUGAACAUCCAGAAAGGUAACUUGAAUCGGAAAUUCAAAUUUGCCCAAGUUUCUCACUAUGAAAGCGAGGAAGGAACAAAAUUCUUCAUAUAUUUUUCUGAUUACCAUGAAUAUGAGCUGGAGGCUGAUAACCUGGAAGAGAAGGAGAAGAUUUUAAGAUUGCUCCAGAUAAUAGUAGAGCAAAACAAAACAUGGUAUACAGGAUUUGAUCCUAUGCCGAGAGAAAGAUUACCAAGUCUCCCAAGAUGUCAGGCAAUCAUUAAAGAAGGUGAACUAGAAAAAAAAAGCAGUAAACACAGAGGUCCAUGGGUCAAACGUUGGAUUCGUAUACGGCCGGGGGAAUUAUCUUACUACAAGCUUGGUGAAGACAGACAGACAGCCUUGAAUAUUAUCCAGUUAGCUGAUGAGAACACCAAUAUCAGUAAAGUCGAUUACAAUCAGUUUAGCAUUACAACAAGAAGUAAAGUUUACUAUUUCAGGAUUUGUAGUAGUAACCACAAACCUAUUGACAUAAACAAAACUAGAGAAGAUUGGUGGAAGGCAUUAAAGGCGGGUAGUAAAGAUAGAAGAUCAGCUCUUAGUGACGAGUCUGAUGAUGACGUAUUCUCUUUUAAUAAUGAUAUAUUAACUACUGAGAGUGUAUUAUCACAGAACCAAGGAAUAACAUCAACAAUUAUGGGUAUCCAGGAGGAAUUGGAAAAGUUGAACUCUGUGCUUGGCAUAGUGAAUGUACAAAGUGAAGCCAGUCACAGCAUACAGAGAUUACAAGAACUAAGUAAGACAUUGGAGUCACAUAUCAAGAGACCCUUGCCACAAAGACCGAUAGCUUUUGGUAAUCGGGCUAGUGCCACAUCAACCGAUACCUACCAGUCUAUCUCGGAUACUUCAUCUCAAAACAGUGACUUUUCAUCAAACGACCAACAAAGAGAACGAUAUGUAUCGGAUCCAACAAAAUUGAAACUGCCAGGGGAUGAUAUAACACAUAAUGGCAUUCAAGGAGAUAAUGAACUUGAAAUCAUUAAUAGUGCGUCUGAACCUGAAGAUGUACAAUUGAAUAGAACUGAACCAUCUACGUCAAUAUCUGCAUCUCCAUCUCCACCGCCACCAACAUCAGAGUCAACAGAGUCAACCAAUGAGUCAUCUCAACCGCCGUUAUCUCAACCGUCUUCAUCUCGAACGGCUCCACCCCCUCCACUUCCUCCACUUGCACCCCCAUCUCCACCACCACCACCACCACCACCUCCUCCUCCUCCAGGACCAGGGGGGAUUCCGCCGCCUCCACCGCCGCCGCCACCACCUCCAAAUAUUGGAGGACCGCCACCACCUCCACCACCACCAGGCACACCUCUAAGUCUUCUUUGGGGUUCACUGCCAACAAAAAACACAGUCAAAGCAAGUGUCAAAAUGAGACCAUUUCAUUGGUUCAAAGUACCACCAAAUAUGAUAAAAAAGUCUGCUUGGGAUAAAGUUGAUGAUCUGACGGAUAAAAUAGAUAAAGCUCUAUUAGAGAGUUUGUUUUCAGCAACCAAUAAUGUGCAAUUAGUGACAUCCGAUUCAAUGAAAAAGAAGUCCAAAACUAGAUUACUAGAUCCUAAACUUUCUCAGAAUAUUGCUAUAUUCUUGAGUGGAUUCAGAGUAGAACCCCAAGAAUUGAGAGCACGUCUUACAUACUUAUCUGAGGAAGAUGGAGGACUAAGUGUAGAGCAUCUCAAUAUUCUGAGAAGAUACCAACCAACGAUGGAUGACAUUGAAAUGUACAAACAAUAUAAAGGAGACCCUGCUGAGUUGGAAGCAACUGAUCAGUUCAUGAUGCAACUGUGUGAGAUACCAUCACUGAAAUCAAGAUUAGAUUUAUUACUCGUAGUGAACGAAUUCCCGCUGGCAUUUGAGGAACUGAAACCUACUAUAGAAACAGUGCUACUUGCUUGUAAAGAACUCUACAACAGCGAUAGUUUUGUGUCAGUCUUAGGUUAUGUGCUCACAGUCGGUAACUACAUGAAUAAUAGCAGCAGUAAAGGUACUGCAUAUGGAUUUAAACUGGAAGCCCUGAACAAGUUGGCGGACUGCAAGGGUCAUAACAAGAAGUACAGUUUGUUACAGUAUGUAAUAGAACAGAUAAACAAUAACGAUCCAACACUUCUAGGAUUUACUGAAGAACUGACGCAUGUGGAAAAAUCAGCUGGUGCCUCAAUAAUGGCGUUGACUGCUGAAGUGGACGUCAUGAAGAAAGACUUAACAAGGAUGCGAAAAAGCGCUGUACAGUUGACGAAGAGUAAAGUGUGUUCACCUCAGGACAAAAGAUUCUGUAAACAAGUCGAGGAUUUUGUUUCCACUUAUGAGCAAAAGUUAAAGAUGUUACAUCAUAAAUGUGAAGAAAUGAGGAGUCUUUACGGUAAAGUUCUGAUAAUGUAUGGUGAAACAGCAGAUAAACCAUCUGAAGAUUUUUUUUCAUGCAUCGCUGAUUUUUCAUCACAGUUUCGAAAAGCUGUGGAGGAUUACAACAUCACACCACCAGUCAGUCCAGCUCGCGAGAUGGCCAAUAUCAUGAACUCAUGCCUUGAUCACUCGUAUGAAGAGCUGGUGCAGACUGACAACCAAACACCGCCAUCUUCAAAAAAAUCACCCAAGGGUUCACCAACGAAGACGUUCCCAGUUAAAGGUGCAAUGAGGAAAACUAUAGGGAAUGUGGGCACCUCUGAACCAACAGAUGAAGAGCGCACACCAACUAGACAGAAGCAAAGGCCACAGAGUAGUAUACUAUCUACACCAACACCACCACCAGUCAUUCAUCAUUCGGUUUACUCACGCGAUAACUUAAAAGCUUCUCCGCUCUCUGGAAGACCGACUCAUGAAGGCUACUUGGAGAAACUGAGUAAAGGCAGGUUAUUUGCGCCACAGUGGGAAUCAAGAUUUUUUGAGCUGACACAAACAGGACACUUACAUUAUUAUAAGAAAAAACAUGAUAAAUUGCUUGGAUCAAUCUACUUGAAGGGGGUACCCGCUGGCACGGAAGAAGACAAGAAGGUGAUCAUUUUGGAGACAGAGGAUAGGACGUACAGGCUGCGAGCUGAUAGCGAAGAAGAUGCUGUUGUAUGGCUGGAAAAGAUAUUUUGUUACACAUCAAGGCAAUAA
Molecule: messenger RNA, 3926 nt
Organism: Saccoglossus kowalevskii
Lineage: Eukaryota; Metazoa; Hemichordata; Enteropneusta; Harrimaniidae
Source: RefSeq, a predicted model, not a curated record